Messenger RNA from Drosophila busckii, 2754 nucleotides. RefSeq lists its product as uncharacterized. The coding region runs from base 375 to 2393 and encodes 672 amino acids. Lineage: Eukaryota; Metazoa; Arthropoda; Insecta; Diptera; Drosophilidae. Gene Ontology annotation, cellular component: extracellular region. The record is from RefSeq and is a predicted model, not a curated record. Gene Ontology annotation, molecular function: chitin binding. The transcript has 5 exons.
UUGCUCGUAGCGGUUGGCAGCAGCGCUUGCCACAAAAUAUAUACAAAUUGUUUAAGUUUGACUUUGGCUAAGAGGCGCGUCGUUUGAAGUGCAAUAGGCAUUAAGUGUUAAUGGCAGAGCGCAUAAUAUAAAUAUAUAAUUUAUGCCAGUUAGAUCGUUCGUGAUUGAAUUGAAUUUUGGCACGUGUAGUGUCUAGUGUUGGUCUCUAUGUGUCUAAAGUGCGCUGUGCUCUUGACUUUGUUGCUAAAUGCAAAAACUGACUUUUGAUCUUUAAGCGAAAUAAAGAUCAGCUUGUGACCGUCGUCGCCGUCGUCGUCGUCGUCGCAGUGUUAAGCUUAAUUGAAUAUGCGACAGAAUUAACAAGACCAUAUGGAAUGUUUUUAAGCGCUACACCUACUACAGCUGCAAUUUGUUUGUUAAUUUCCAACGACAGCAACAACGACAACAAAGUUAUUAAACAACUUUAUCAGCCAACAAUUAGAUUGCGCACAACAAAAGCAACAGCAACAACAACAGUAGCAACAAUGGCAAUUAAACUUAAAGAGCUGCGACUUUGGAGUCUCGCAUUUCUAUGCUCUGCGCUAUUUUUGGCCACUGAGGGCCAAAAUGCGAAUCGAACUGCAGGCAACUCGCUGCUGGUGCAAAAGACGUCCUUCUCCUGCGCAGGACGACCAGCAGGCUACUAUGCGGAUGUGGAGACGGGCUGUCAGGUCUAUCACAUGUGCGAUGGCAUUGGCAGGCAGUUCAGCUACGCAUGUCCCAACACCACGCUCUUCCAGCAGCGCAUGCUGAUCUGCGAUCAUUGGUACAUGGUCAACUGCUCCAAGGCCGAGAGCAAUUAUGCAGCCAAUCUGCUAAUAGGCCAACGCGAUAAGCCUUUUGUGAAUGAUGAGGAGAACAAUUUGCGCACACCACGCCCCGAUUUACUGGAUCGCCCAUAUGCGCCUGAUUACUCGGGUGAAUCCUUCAGAAGCCAGUACAAGCAAAUAACGCCAAGUCAAAAUCAAAUACGUGAUGAUAGCUCCAAGUCUGGCAACAAAUUGGAAUCACCAGCUGGACAAACACGCUGGCGCAUACCGCCGCCCAGUCGCACCAUUUUGCCACCAGCGUAUGAGCCACAAAUAGAGCUGGCCAGCAGCUCAGCAGCGCCACCGCUGCCACCCAGACCCAGAGUGCCCAUCAGCAGCACAAGCACCACCAGCACCACUGCAGCUACACGUCGUCCUGUAGCCUUUGUGCCGCCAGUAACGCCACGCACUGAGGCGCUGCAUCUGCGCAGACCCAUUGUUAUAGCCAACGAAUUGGAUGAUUUGGGCACCAGCCACAGCACGCGCUACAAUACAUCAGCGGAUUUUAAUUCAGCGGAGCUGCCAGCAGCUGAAACCAAAAACAGCACCAAGCUGCUCAAAUUUGUUAAGACGCCUUCGAAGAUCUACGAGCCACCAUUUGUUUAUCCCAUUUACAAUCUAGAGGAUACGCAGCCCGCUGCGGAGACCUUGCGCACAUCCUCAGCAGCGCCGUUUAGCACUGCAGCCAGCACACAUCGCUUUGCAGGCUUUGCCUCCAGCAGCACAACAGCGCGACCCAUAAGCCGACCCACUACCAAUGCGGGCGCGCCUUUCUCCUAUGCCACACUGCCCACUACAGUAAGCAGCAGCACCAGCAGCAAUCAACGCGUUGCAGCAACAGCAGCGUUGCGGCCACUGGAGCAGCGCACGCCAACACCAGCGCAAAGUUUUCGCCUGAACCGACCUGUAAGCAGCACAACAGCUGCGCCCAAACUGCAGCAGCAGCAGCAGCUGCCAUUUAAUGAUCUGCUGCCGCCAUUUGUAGAGUUUGUGCCACAUGACAUUGCCACAACACAGGGUCCGCCCAUUUACUAUGAAUGGAAAGUGCCAGCGAAUGGCUUGGAGCCGCCCAAACUGGAUGCACCCAUAGGCGUAGAUGGACGCGACUACCCCGAAGGCAGCAGCGACUACACAAACAAGCCCAAGCCGGAGGCUUUCAAUAGCAGACUUAACGAUAUCAGCCCAGUGAGUGUCAAGCGUGUGCCCAGCUUACGCUCGAUUAAGCCCAAUGAGCUGCCUAAGGCGCAGCGACGCGCAGACGUUGCCAGCAGCUCGUCUACAGCGGACAUAACACAGCUGCGCAAGCAGCUGUUAAUACCAGAGAUUGUGUUUCCGCUGGAAACAAUUGGACGCACUGGUUAUGCGGCUGGCGCCAGUGCAGCUGGCGAUGUGUACAACUCAUUUCAGCUAAAGAUACCAGAGCGUCGCAGCAGCGGCAGCGGCAGCGCCAAGAGCGGCAAAUGGUUUGGCGAGAAUCCCAAGUGCCCAGAGUGCCAUCCAUCCUUUGUGCAGCCCGGCAGCUGCGAGCCCUGCCUGCGUAGAUAGUUCACUCUAAGCUUAAGUUCCACACCACAUCCGCUAAAAAGCUACAGCUUUAGUAUUAGAAUCAAACGUAUAUCCCAUGCAUUUAAAUGUUAAUGUUAUUGUAUAUUCACAGUAAAAAUAAUGCGCAUUAAAUACGUAUAAUGUAUGUAUAUGUAAAAACUAUGUACACGUACAUACAAUGAUGAAAACUGAGUUCACAAUUGCUACGUUACAGGUGGUAAGUAAUUAAUUAAUUAAACAUUUAACAUUAGCUGCAAAGUUCUUGUUGCUGUUCUUGUUGUUGUGGGUUGCUUGCCUAAAACGGCAGUCUAAUUUUAGUUAGUUACUAGAGAUGGGCCUACUACAUAUGCUUUGGAUUCAU